AUGCGUGGUCACUUGAUUCCCAUCCUCCUCAUGACGAUGGUCAACGCAUUGCCACAAUCCGUGGUCCCUCCCACCGAUGCUGCAGCCACCGCGGUGGGAAAAGGAAAGUUUACAAUCAGAAGCAAUCUCUCAAUCCACGCUCGGGCCAAUAGACUCAUACCGGUUGUGGUCGGUGGUGUCCAAGACGUUUUUGUGCCAAAUUUUGUGACUGCGGCAGUCGGUGAUGUUAUUCAAUUCCAAUUCAGCGCGGGAAACCACACCGUUACAGAGAGCACCGCAGAUGCCGCAUGUCAGCCGCUGCAGGCAACGGUGCCAGAGGCCAUCCAUAGUGGCCACAUCCCCUUUGAGACUGGUUCUACAAUGGUUGGCACCUUCAACAUGCCGGUGACCACUACAGACCCCGUUUUCAUCUAUUGCGCCACCGGACCUCAUUGCCAAGAGGGCCAGGUCAUGAUUGUGAACCCGACGAGCGAACAACAGCUCUUGGACUAUGCAGAGCUCUCCGCGGCCACAGAGGCAAGCGUGGACGGCACAACGGUCUCCGGUGGCACAGUCGGCCAGAUACCCCUGGCGGAUGCCGCAUUUACUGCACCACCAGCCGAAGAAGAAGCUCCUGCAGCUCCUGCGGCUUGA
Molecule: messenger RNA, 633 nt
Organism: Rhinocladiella mackenziei CBS 650.93
Lineage: Eukaryota; Fungi; Ascomycota; Eurotiomycetes; Chaetothyriales; Herpotrichiellaceae
Exons: 3
Coding region: 1-633 (210 amino acids)
Source: RefSeq, a predicted model, not a curated record